Messenger RNA from Penicillium antarcticum, 1866 nucleotides. RefSeq lists its product as uncharacterized. Gene Ontology annotation, molecular function: potassium ion transmembrane transporter activity. The record is from RefSeq and is a predicted model, not a curated record. Gene Ontology annotation, biological process: potassium ion transmembrane transport. The transcript has 2 exons. Gene Ontology annotation, cellular component: plasma membrane. Bases 1 to 1866 code for a protein of 621 amino acids. NCBI's taxonomy places the organism in Eukaryota, Fungi, Ascomycota, Eurotiomycetes, Eurotiales, Aspergillaceae.
AUGUUUUGCUCCGGAGACCGUGAGAAGGCUGCUGCCAUGGAGGAGAAGUGGGAUUAUGUGAACCUCGAUGACUUCAAGUCCGAGUCAUGCUGGACUCCCUUCUCAUACUUCUUCCUAUGGGUCUUCCUGAUUAUCUCUCUCGCCGUCUAUGGUGUCGAUGUCUUCACUGCAGUCAACCUGCUCGCCUUCUCGCGAUGGGCUGGCCGAGUUCAACCUGCUAUUCCAUUCUACAUCUCGCGAUGGAUCUUUGCCGCGUGUAUUAUCGCGUCGUUCGUGAUCUUGGUCUACCGAUGGAUUCAUGCCGUUCGAGCUAUGCGCUCCGGUAGUAUCACUCGCAGCUUCCUUGAUCCGCUUGCCGUUCGUAUCCAGAGUUUCCGGCUUGGCAAAAAAGGGCGUGGUUGGAGAAGAUUCCUUGUCUUUGCGGAAUUGACCAAGGACAGAAAGGCGGCUGAAUAUGUUGCUCUUUAUGCACACUUUUCUUUCCAAUUCUGGAUGAACACCAUCUUUGCAGAUGGUCCCCGUCAAGUCAUCAAUGCGAUCACACUCUACUCGGUCAUGCAGAUGGAUCUGCUCCCUGGGGGCAAGAAUGCAGCAAAGGAUGAUGGCAGCUCUGGAGCUUCGCAAUUCUUCAACAACGUCAAGAUUCUAGCUGAGGACAAUAACCUUCAGGCUGUGGUUCUGUUUGGUAUGCUCUUCACACUGGUCAUCUGGGUGCUCUCCGUCUUGAAGUUGAUCUCGGCGAUCGUACUCUACCUGAUCUUCCUGUUCCAUCAUAUCCCUGCCGAGGACGGUACUCUUUCCAGAUACUGCCGUCGUAAGGUUGGACAGCGUCUGAAGCGCAUUGUCCAUCGCAAGAACAACAAAGCAUUGGCAAAGGGUCUCAAAUUGCAGAAUCGGACCCCCACUCAGCCCAGUCUGGUGAGCUCCGAUUCGAAGCCGACACUGCCGUCUAUCGCAGGCGACAAGAUGCCGGUGCCCUCUGUGUCUAGUCUGUCGCGCAGCACCACUGCAACAACGCUGCCGCCUUACACCCGAUCAAACUCGGCAGCACAUCAAGAACAGAACCCAACACUGCCAAAUCUGGACUUUGACACCAAGCCACCCCUUGUCCGAACGACAACACAGUCUUCGAUGAUGUCGGAAUCCGCUUCCCUGACAGGCAACGCGGCCACAAUGGGCUACAGCCCCCUCGACCGACAGAGUUCACCAGCGCCCCCUGUUCCGCCAUUGCCAGCGGAUGUCCCACCAAGACUGAACACAUCCCACCCUCGUCCAUACCAGCAGACAUACACCCCGGCCCCAGACUACACCUCACCGGACACCACCCACGCAGACGACUACUUCCACCGCUCGCACACACCGCAUACACCGCACACACCACACACGCCACACACACAAGCGUAUUCCCACUACGACCCCUACGGCCCUUCACGAGAUAUCUACGCCGAAGACAGCUCCGAAGCGCACGAGCAUGAGUCACCCUACUAUGCUCAGGAUCCCUACUCCACACGAUCUUACACACCAGCCAGCACGGGCUCAACACCCGCGCCAUACGGACGAUCCAUGACACCAGCAACCUACCGUCCAACACCACCGCCGCAGAUCCAACCCCCCAUCCAGCCUCCACUACGGGCGUUCACACCGAUGAGCUCUGCAACUCCCGCCCCCCAGAACGGCGGCUACGCAGCAUUUAACCCGCCACUGCCAAGCCAACCCCCGACACACCCACCCCAGCAGCAUCGCGGGCAGGGGACUCCCGCGCUAGCCGGGUUCAAUUUCAAUCGGGCGAAUACGGCCUCGCCUUCUGCUAUGCACCGGGCCCCGCCUGGACAUUCCUUUAACCGGUCGAAUACACAUCAGUAUUAG